This is a messenger RNA of Alternaria atra, 3915 nucleotides long. RefSeq lists its product as uncharacterized. NCBI's taxonomy places the organism in Eukaryota, Fungi, Ascomycota, Dothideomycetes, Pleosporales, Pleosporaceae. Gene Ontology annotation, cellular component: elongator holoenzyme complex; cytosol. Gene Ontology annotation, biological process: tRNA wobble base 5-methoxycarbonylmethyl-2-thiouridinylation. Gene Ontology annotation, molecular function: tRNA binding; protein binding. The transcript has 8 exons. The coding region runs from base 1 to 3915 and encodes 1304 amino acids. The record is from RefSeq and is a predicted model, not a curated record.
AUGCGAAACCUCAAGAUUGUAGGAAGGUCGCUUCUGCGAUUUUCCGGAGACGAGCCACUACCGCUGACUGCGACUGCCUGGGACGCCGCAUCUAAUGCACUGGUAUGCGCUUUCGGUCCUUCGGAAUCACGUGCGACCAUCGAACUCAAGAGGCUACACUAUGCUCGCAACGGUGUUGAGGAAAAGCUCGAAAGCAUCGCAUCGUGGGAUGCGCCAUGUCCGCUGCCCUCGCUUAGCCAUGACUCAAUCUUAAGCCUGCACCAUUUCGCCGACACUUCGACAUCGUGUUUGAUCUUGGCCGGAGGGGACAUCGUCCUUGUAAGAGAGAACCCGACAUCGACAGAAGAACUAGUCGAGAUUGUAGGAUCGGUGGAUGCCGGCAUCUCUGCCGCUGCGUGGUCGCCAGAUGAAGAACUCCUCGCCAUCACCACACACGCCGACACUUUACUGUUGAUGAGUCGCGAUAUCGAGAACAUUGCAAGCGUCAACCUCACUCCCGAAGAUAUCAACGUCUCUAGCCACGUCUCAGUUGGGUGGGGAAAGAAAGAGACGCAGUUCAAAGGCAAACGAGCCAGGGCACUACAGGACCCAACAGUACCGGAAAGCAUCGACGAGGGUGUACUUAGCCCGUUAGACGAUCGCUCUGUCACAAUCAGCUGGAGAGGUGAUGGCGCAUGGUUUGCAGUAAGCAAGGUUGAGGAAGAGCGCCGUCGCAUGAUCCGUGUGUACUCCCGAGAAGGGCAGUUGGACAGUGUAAGCGAACCUGUGGAUGGCCUCGAGGGCGCUCUCAGUUGGCGACCAUCGGGCAACUUGAUUGCCAGUACUCGCCGCACCAACGAGAAGAUUGAGGUGGUCUUUUUCGAGCGAAAUGGUCUUCGUCAUGGCCAGUUCGACCUUCGAUUUACUCCUGAGGAGUUAGCUGCCCUCUCAAUCCCAUUGACACUCAAAUGGAACAGCGACUCCAAUGUCCUUGCUGUAUCUUACCCCGAAAAAGUGCAGCUUUGGACGAUGAGUAACUACCAUUACUAUCUCAAACAAGAACUCCAAUCUCCUGAGCCUUCUUCUCGAACAGUCAUGUGUAACUGGCACGCCGAGCGUCCGCUUGCGGUAGCUCUUUCGACGUCAGAUGCGCUCCAAGUGCUAGAGUAUGUCUCUACGAUUUCGGCCGGCUCAGUUGCCCCACCAAAUGACUUUGGCAUGGUCGCAUCAAUAGACGGAUUGUCUCUAAAGCUUACGCCACUUCGCAUCGCCAACGUGCCACCUCCCAUGUCGUUACUCACUCUGGCUCUCGAGUCGAAACCUAUGGAUGUCGCACUUUCGAAGUCCGGCGAUCGUCUAGCAGUACUUUCAGACGGCGACCUUGCAGUAUAUGCCCUCGACCUGAACAAGCGACCAAUACCUAAACCAAGUCUCGUCUGGCGUAGCGAUGCGGUGAAAGAUCACUCCCCGCGCCAUGUCACAUUCCUCGGCGAGAAUCAGAUGUUCGUACUAACAGAUAGCUGGGACGAUGAGGAAAGCUCUCUUUGGCGUUCCGAAGGAGAUAUGUUACUACCUCAAGGACCUAUCAUGGAGACCGAAAGCACAUCUCUAAUUCUUUCCGGCGUUGAUCAGGAAACGCUAUAUACCCAGUUUCAGAGUGGUGCCUUACAUCAGUUUGUCAUAGACGAGACUACGUCAGAUCUGCCACCGCAGACGUUCCCUAUAAACAAAUUCCCAUCCUUCGCGCCUGAGGUUCAGGUCAUCAAUAUUGAGGGCCAGACGUUGGCGUUUGGUUUGACCAAGAGCGGAGUGCUAUACGCUAAUGAACGCAUCUUAGUCCGCAACUGCACGUCGUUUGUGAUCACUACCGCGCAUCUGAUCUUCACGACGACUCAACAUCUCCUUAAAUUUGUCCAUCUUGCUAGUAGUGUCGAUGAACUCGAAGUACCUGCAGAUGAACCACAAAAGGAUGAGAGGUGCAGAAGCAUCGAAAGAGGAGCAAAGAUCGUCACGGUCAUGCCAACAACUUACUCAGUCGUACUACAGAUGCCGAGAGGUAACCUGGAGACAAUAUAUCCACGAGCGCUUGUGCUUGCUGCUAUACGUCGGAGUAUUGAGGCAGAGCGAUAUGAUGAAGCAUUCUUUGCUUGUCGCAACCAGCGUGUCGAUCUGAACAUUCUCCAUGAUCAUGACCCAGAGCGUUUCAUGGCGAGUUUGGACAAGAUCAUUUCCCAGAUCAAGAAGAUAGAGCAUAUUGACUUGCUCUUAGCCCAGCUCCGCAACGAGGACGUCUCUGAGACCAUGUACAAAGAAACGCUGAAGACGAAGGACUUGGCAACGAAGUUGAGGCUUUCGCAAGACCAAGUCGAGAACAAAGUCAACCGUAUAUGCGACGCUUUCUUAGAUUUACUAGAAAAGUCUCAGUACAAGGAUGCGCACCUGCAAAAUAUCAUCACAGCCCACGUCUCCAAGACACCGCCCGCUCUGGAGUCUGGUCUGGCCAUGAUAGGCCGACUACAAGCAUCAAGCGAUCCGCUCACUGACAAAGCCGCCGAGCACAUCUGCUUCCUUGCAGACGUCAACCAGCUGUAUGAUACUUCAUUGGGACUCUACAACCUGGAUCUCGCCCUGCUCAUCGCUCAACAGUCACAAAAGGAUCCACGAGAGUAUCUACCGCAUCUACAGUCUCUACAGGACCUGCCCGAGAUUCGUCGCAAAUUCAAGAUUGAUGACCAGCUCGGACGCAGAGCGAAAGCACUUACGCAUCUCAAAGACCUCCAGGCCUACGAUGAAGUACAGGGCUACGUACAAAAGCAUGACCUCUACCCCGAGGCCUUGAGCAUGUACCAAUACGACAGUACCCGUCUUAAAGAAAUUAUGCGCUUGUACGCAGACUUCUUGAGUACCAACAAUAAGAACAAAGAAGCUGCGUUGGCGUAUGAGUACCUCAACGAUCAUGCAUCUGCUUGGCCAUGCUACCGUUCAGCCAACCUCUGGCGUGAAGCCUUGUCGUCUGCUAUACUCGCCGACGUAAGCGCUGAUGAGCUGUCGACCAUUGCCACGGACCUCGCGGAUGGCCUCGCAGAAUCCAAGGACUACCUGUCCGCUUCAUCGAUAACACUGGACUAUCUCUCUGACCUUCCAUCGGCAGCGCGUCUGCUAUGCCGAGGUUGCCACUUCGCCGAAGCAAUUCGCAUUGUUACACUCCGUCGCGAACCCGCACUCAUCACCGAAGUCAUCGAUCCCGGUCUUGUAGAACGCAGCGCAGACAUGACUGAGUUCCUUGCUGAUAUGAAAGGUCAACUGCAGGCUCAAGUGCCUAGACUCAAGGAGCUCAGGACCAAGAAAGCAGAAGAUCCGAUGGCGUUCUACGAGGGCAUGAUUGAUGGUCCCGCCGAUACGAACAUUCCUGACAACAUUUCCCUGGCGCCUACAGACACGACAAGUGGUGGUACUUUCAUGACUAGGUACACAAACCAGACUGGCACAGUAAACACGACGACUACGCGCAAGACAAGCAAGAACAAGCGCAGGGAAGAAAGGAAGCGUGCACGUGGUAAGAAGGGUACGGUGUAUGAAGAGGAGUAUCUUACGAACUCCAUUGAACGCCUCAUCGAGCGUAUCAACACAAUGCAAGAGGAAAUCCAACGCCUUGUUGAAGGCUUGGUUAGAAGAGGCAUGAGGGAGCGUGCCGAUGCCGUUUCUAAUGCUGUCAACGAAGUCAUGGAACGGUGUCAGGAUGCGAUCAAGGAGAUGUAUCCACCCGCGGCUACUGGAGGUCCUGAGGGUGUGAACGGGGCGCCGAUUGGAGUUGAGGGCGAGGCGAUGAAACCUACGGGUGGGGAUGCGACGCUUUGGGAUAGCUUGCAGGAAGUGGGUAGGAAGAGGGAGGCGCCUGUUGUGAAGAUGUUUGAGAGACUUAGUCUUUUGGGGUAG